Messenger RNA from Orcinus orca (killer whale), 759 nucleotides. RefSeq names its product protein FRG2-like-1. The record is from RefSeq and is a predicted model, not a curated record. The transcript has 4 exons. Bases 1 to 759 code for a protein of 252 amino acids. Lineage: Eukaryota; Metazoa; Chordata; Mammalia; Artiodactyla; Delphinidae.
AUGGAAUCGGGCACUGAAGACCUACACCCGCACAGCCCCUCCAUGGAACACCCCACUGCCCAGCCUCCCGUCCAGCAGGACUCCAUGGAAGAAAGAGACUCAGAUGUGGAGGACAAACUAUCCGAAGAAAAAGGGUCAGAGCCCGAGACAGAUGAGGAGAAUUCAAAGGAAAACGAGACACAGGACAGAAACAGCUGCACUACUCUGUCAGAUUCAGAACGCAGCUCCAGUCCGGAGAGCUCCAGGAAGAGGAAGCUCAAUUCCAGGGACGGCACCUGCGAGAGAACAGGGGCCUCUCCAGAUGAGCGCAGUGCGACUUUGGAAAAGAAGAAACAGAAGGUCCUUGACUCUGGCCACAGCAGGAAGAGUGAAGAAAUCCGGGAUGCCCGCCCCAGGAGGUCCCAGAGGAGGCGCCCUGGGCGCAGCAAGAGGCCCAGAUCCAGGUCCCCAGGAGACCAGCCGCCUCCACUUCGGAAAAGCCUCUUGACCGCCCUGCGCUCUAUGUCUGAGGCCAUUUAUCAGAACAUAGUUAAUGUGUACAAUCAGAAGGGCUAUUCCCCGCUGCUCUGGGAGCAGCUGGCCCAGCUGCGGGGGCCUCUGUGCACCGCGGUGCUGACCACGUACGCCAUGGCCAACCAGGCGGCCUAUGUCUUCCCUGCUGAGGGCUGGCUCGUCCCAACCCCACUGUCGGCUCCCUCGAGUCCAGCCGGGGAUGGAGGAGAAGGUCCGUGCUCCAAGGACAGUCUACCUCUUCCCUAG